Messenger RNA from Bursaphelenchus xylophilus (pine wood nematode), 2946 nucleotides. The record is from the annotation of a GenBank genome assembly. NCBI's taxonomy places the organism in Eukaryota, Metazoa, Nematoda, Chromadorea, Rhabditida, Aphelenchoididae.
AUGGAUUUGAUGAUACGAAGACAUGAGUUCUUUGAGGCCCAUUGGAACUGCUCACAAUACAAUGCUAGUGCGAUUCCGGAGAGCGAGCGACGACAUCCCUUUUAUGGGCUGUUUUUGUUCAGUGUCAGUGUGGUCUAUAUGGUAAGGAGGACCAGAUUUUCCGAUUUUACAAUUAGGUGGUUUCUGAGGCAAAUUCAGCUGAAUCGCAAGUGUAAUAUUGUGACUAUUCGUCUAGUCCUCGAAAAUUUUAGCCGUUUUCAACGAGAUGUUCAACGGGUUUCUUUACGAAAGAGUACGUAAAAUACGAAGAGUCAGCCAGACAGAAAGAAAAUUUUUCUGUCUGGCAGACCCUCCACAUUUUACGUACUCUCUCGUAGAAAGACCGUUGAACAGCCGCUGAAGGAGCUAAGACGUCAGGGCUUCAACAAGGCCUUCAACAACUAGCUAAACACCUUGGUUUCUUUUAUAUUUGCGUUUGGAUUUAGUAUCUGACCUAUCGCUAAUAGUAUGUACAGGAAAGUUCAAGGAAUACGUCCAGCACUUUUCGAAAGCUUUAUAGCUCAAAUUAUACAUGAUGUUUACGGUCCAUUAAGCUAAAUUGCGGGGAAAUUGUGUAUUCUCAUAGUUUUAUCGCGUUUACCGCAGCAGUUACUCAUUAUUUCCGGCUUGGCAAAACUUUGAGCUGCUUUUGAGAAGGCGAAUUUGCCAUUAUUUGCGUUUGGAUUUAGUAUCUGACCUAUCGCUAAUAGUAUGUACAGGAAAGUUCAAGGAAUACGUCCAGCACUUUUCGAAAGCUUUAUAGCUCAAAUUAUACAUGAUGUUUACGGUCCAUUAAGCUAAAUUGCGGGGAAAUUGUGUAUUCUCAUAGUUUUAUCGCGUUUACCGCAGCAGUUACUCAUUAUUUCCGGCUUGGCAAAACUUUGAGCUGCUUUUGAGAAGGCGAAUUUGCCAUAACCACAAAAAAUACGGAAAAUUUUUUGAGCAAAAAAUGCAAAAGUACUUCGGCAAUUAAACCCAUGGCUUAGCAUUCCACUCAAUUACAAAUGCCCUAUUUUCUUUGUGGUCAAUGAAAAUUUUGUCCUUUAUGACUUCAAGUCUUAAAAAUGGUCUUAAAAAUCUCGGAUAUUUUUCCCCAAAAGUCCAAUUAUUAACAUGUGUCAAGAAAUGUAGGUUCAUGAAACUGAAUUUUACACUAUUUUGUUCCACGUUGUUUUUGAAAUUUUAAACAUCGGAAAGGUUAUUUACUUCGAAAAUUUCUGGAAUUUUGAGGAUUACAAAUGUUACUGUAAAACUGCAAGUUUCCAAGAACAUUGUUACGGAAGACGUAAAUGGAAACAACGAUACGACGGAAAAGUCACUUUAAACUAAAAGUUCGACCUAAGAUUAUAUUACUUUAGGUACUGUACGUCCCAUGUUUGUACGCGAUGACCAGGAAAGAGCUCUACGCCAAUCCCUGCUACAAGAUCAUGGUCCAGAUGGCCUGCUACGACUGCAUUACCAUCCCAAUCACCGGUCUUUUAUCCGGAUUUCUCAGCUUUUACGGAGUCAUGUAUUGUGAUGCAAGACUGAUGAAUAAUAUUGUUGGAACUGUACUACUUGGUAAGAAACUUUAUUUCCAAUUUCGGCAAAGCCUAUUUUACCAUCAAAUCUAAAGCUUAGUAGUCUUUACACCACAAAAAUUAUAUUACAAUUGACCUUUUAGGAGUUUGGAUGGCAUAUUCCUGGGCCGCGGUAAUCCUAGCGCUGAACCGCAUUGCCUCGCUAACUGAUAAGGAACACUGGUUCCGAAAAAAUCGCGUCUACUUCUGGCUGUCCAUCCCCUUGCUAGUUGGCCUAGUAUCUUCAAUUUUUGGAACCCCGGUCGCGUACUCUCCCAUCUUGGGAAGCUGGACGUUCAAUCCAUUCAUCGAGAGUGUGGUGGAUGUAAACAACCUUGUAAGUUCUACAUAAAAGGAUAGAAAUUUUAUAUUAUUUUAGACUGCAGCGGCGGACCUGAUCCAGUGACAAAAAACGUGCCAUUUUGCACCCGGGAUGUAUCAAAAAAUAUAACAAAAUAGCUCCCUCUCCAAGUGAAAAAACUCCAAUUUCAAAAGCGCGCCCGCUCUUUUUGUGAGGGAAAGGUUCAAAACAGAGUUUCUUUAGUUGUAGAGGAGGCAUUUUGCUACAUUUUUUGAUACUUCCCGUAUGCAAAAUGGUAAAUUUUUUGCAACCGGAUCAGGUCCGUCACUGUAAUACCUUGAUAUUACGAUGACUAAAUUUAUGUUCUAAAAUAAGGAAAGAUGUCUGGCAUACGCCUGAAAUCCCUUAUAAAGUUCGUUUUCAGUAUUCCAUGCCAAUUCACACCGCAGACAACCUGUCCUUCAGCAUUAUACUGCCUACAAUUUACCUCGUCUUCUUCCUGAAAAACCGAGCCUUACUGAGGAAUAAAAGUAACUCAGUAACUUCGAAAAAGGAUUUCAGUGUAAGUUUACUCCAUCUUCUAUAAGGCAAACGCAUUUUUUUCCAAUAAAAAACUGAUUUUUGACAAAAAAUGAGAUCAUCUGACAGUACAAUAUAUAAGUGUCGAAAACCCUAUAAAAACCUUUUUUUCAGCUGUUCAUUCAAUGCUGUAUAAUCAGUGCCUGCAUCACUGUAGCUGCCACCGGUUAUACCUUCAUUCAAUUCUUGCCGCUGCCUUUGUGGAUCGCUAAAGUUAGUCACAUCUUGUGGCUUCUAGUGCAAGGUAAAUAAAAAUUAUCAAAAAAUAUAUCAAUCCCCUAAAAAUCUAAUAAAACGUUCUCUGCAGGCUCUCCACCAAUAGUCUACCUUCUAAUCAACCGGAGUAUUCAACGGAUCCUCCUCAAGAAGAUCCGAAUUCGCGUCAAAUCGACGAUGGCCAGCAACUCGGGUGGUGGAAAUUCGUUUGGAAAUGUGGUCCACACUGUUCCGAGCAAUACGUUUAACUAA